Molecule: messenger RNA, 1646 nt
Organism: Phalaenopsis equestris
Lineage: Eukaryota; Viridiplantae; Streptophyta; Magnoliopsida; Asparagales; Orchidaceae
Product: diphosphomevalonate decarboxylase MVD2, peroxisomal
Exons: 10
Coding region: 220-1485 (421 amino acids)
Biological process (GO): isoprenoid biosynthetic process; isopentenyl diphosphate biosynthetic process, mevalonate pathway
Cellular component (GO): cytosol
Molecular function (GO): diphosphomevalonate decarboxylase activity; ATP binding
Source: RefSeq, a predicted model, not a curated record
AGUUCAUACCGAACCAAGCCAGAUUAAUUCGAUAAACUUGUCGUCUUUCGUCCAUGGAAUCGUUCUCCAUUACAGCGAUCGCAGGCUAUUCAUGGCUAUUUAUACACACACAGCUUGCUAAACAAGCGAGGAGGAUCCUAGAGGAAAACAUUGUUCCUUCUCUUUCUUAUCCGUCCAAAUCCGAUCAAGCUCGAGAUCCUCUUGCGAUCAAGCGUUGCAAUGGCGGGAGAGUCCGAAAAAUGGAUUCUGAUGGCGACGGCGAGAGCUCCGACAAACAUUGCGGUUAUAAAGUACUGGGGAAAGCGCGACGAAAACUUAAUUCUGCCGAUUAAUGACAGUAUAAGCGUAACGCUGGAUCCGGAUCAUUUGUCCGCAACGACGACUGUUGCUGUCAGCCCUAGCUUUGAGAAGGAUCGUAUGUGGCUCAAUGGAAAGGAGAUUCCGCUGUCUGGAGGGAGGUACCAGAAUUGUCUGAGAGAACUUCGGAAUAGAGCUGGUGAUUUUAUGGAUGAGCGGCGAGGCAUUCGGAUUAAUCAAGAAGAUUGGAAUAAGUUGCAUUUCCAUAUUGCUUCGUACAAUAAUUUUCCAACUGCUGCGGGAUUGGCUUCUUCGGCUGCAGGUUUUGCUUGCUUUGUUUUUUCACUUGCAAAGCUAAUGAAUGUCAAGGAAGAACUCGGUCAGCUUUCUGCUAUUGCAAGGCAAGGUUCAGGGAGUGCAUGCCGCAGUUUAUAUGGUGGAUUUGUUAAGUGGACUAUGGGAGAUGCAAUGAGUGGGAGUGACAGCAUAGCUGUUCAACUUGCUAAUGAAACACACUGGAAAGAUCUGGUUAUUAUUGUUGCUGUGGUAAGUUCGAGGCAAAAAGAGACCAGUAGUACAUCCGGCAUGCGUGAAAGUGUUGAGAGCAGUUCGCUUAUACAACACAGGGCUAAGGUUGUAGUUCCGAGAAGAAUAUUGCAAAUGGAAGAAGCAAUAAGGAACCGAGAUUUUUCAUCUUUUGCCCGAUUGACAUGUGCAGACAGCAAUCAAUUUCACGCAGUCUGUUUGGAUACUAGCCCUCCGAUAUUUUACAUGAAUGAUACAUCUCACAGGAUAAUAAGCCUUAUGGAAAGAUGGAAUCGGCAUGAAAAAACACCACAGGUAGCUUACACAUUCGAUGCUGGACCAAAUGCUGUCUUGAUCGCGCCCAAUCAUGAAGUCGCCACUCUUCUCCUUCAAAGACUUCUGUUCUACUUCCCUCCAGCCCCAAAUACUGAAUUGAAAAACUACGUCUUAGGCGACCAAACAAUACUGCAAGAAGCUGGAAUUCAAUCCCUGAGCAGUAUUGAAGCAUUGAAACCACCUCCUGAAGCUAAGGAUAAUGCCCCAGCCCAAAGAGUUGCAGGAGAUGUAAACUAUUUUAUAUGCACCAGAUCUGGAAAAGGUCCAGUGGUGCUUGUGGAGGAAGAUAAAGCUCUUAUUAGUUCCCAAACUGGGCUUCCCAAGUGAUUUACAUGAGAAAAGGUGCAUUUGUUUUACAUUUUUUUAAAAUAAUUUUUACAUUAAUAAGAAUUGAAAGUUAUGAUAAUAUUGCAUGUGUCAUGCAGAAUUUCAAUCUGAUUUGUCUGUCUUAUUUUUUGGUGUUCUUUGUAUCUCAUUUUGAGGCUUGG